This is a messenger RNA of Leopardus geoffroyi (Geoffroy's cat), 5067 nucleotides long. It is a transcript of the gene MBTPS2, whose product is annotated as membrane bound transcription factor peptidase, site 2. Gene Ontology annotation, molecular function: protein binding; metalloendopeptidase activity. The transcript is spliced from 22 exons. The record is from RefSeq and is a predicted model, not a curated record. Gene Ontology annotation, cellular component: membrane; cytoplasm. Bases 146 to 1738 code for a protein of 530 amino acids. Gene Ontology annotation, biological process: membrane protein intracellular domain proteolysis; regulation of response to endoplasmic reticulum stress. NCBI's taxonomy places the organism in Eukaryota, Metazoa, Chordata, Mammalia, Carnivora, Felidae.
ACGGCGCCACCGCUCGAAAGGAACCGGUGGCAGCUUGGUUCCUGCGCGGAUGCUGGGGCUGUAGGCGCCGAGCUUUCAGCUGGUUGCAGCUCCCAGGGAGGAAGACGCCGGGGCUCGCCUUCCCUACGCUGCCUCCGCCAUUGCCAUGAUUCCGGUGUCGCUGGUGGUAGUGGUGGUGGGCGGCUGGACUGCCGUCUACCUGACCGACUUGGUGCUGAAGUCAUCUGUGUAUUUUAAGCAUUCUUAUGAAGACUGGUUGGAAAACAAUGGAUUGAGCAUCUCCCCAUUUCACAUAAGGUGGCAAACUGCUGUUUUCAAUCGUGCCUUUUACAGUUGGGGACGGCGGAAAGCGAGGAUGCUUUACCAGUGGUUCAAUUUUGGAAUGGUGUUUGGCGUAAUUGCUAUGUUCAGCUCUUUUUUUCUCCUGGGGAAAACGCUGAUGCAGACUUUGGCACAAAUGAUGGCUGACUCACCCUCUUCUUAUUCUUCUUCCUCUUCUUCCUCUUCCUCUUCUUCCUCUUCCUCUUCUUCCUCUUCUUCCUCUUCAUCAUCUUCCUCUUCCUCCUCUUCUUCCUCCUCCUCCUCACUUCACAAUGAACAAGUGCUACAAGUUGUGGUUCCUGGUAUCAAUUUACCUGUCAACCAACUGACCUAUUUCUUCGCUGCAGUUCUCAUUAGUGGUGUUGUACAUGAAAUUGGACAUGGGAUAGCAGCUAUUAGGGAACAAGUUCGAUUUAAUGGCUUUGGGAUCUUUCUCUUCAUUAUUUAUCCUGGAGCAUUUGUUGAUCUGUUCACCACUCAUUUGCAACUUAUAUCACCGGUCCAGCAGCUAAGGAUAUUCUGUGCAGGUAUCUGGCAUAAUUUCAUCCUUGCACUCCUAGGUAUUUUAGCUCUCGUGCUCCUCCCUGUAAUUCUCUUGCCGUUUUACUACACUGGAGUUGGGGUGCUCAUCACUGAAGUUGCUGAGGACUCACCUGCCAUUGGACCCAGAGGCCUUUUUGUGGGAGACCUUGUCACCCAUCUACAGGAUUGUCCUGUUACUAAUGUACAAGAUUGGAAUGAAUGUCUAGAUACCAUCGCCUAUGAGCCCCAAAUUGGUUACUGUAUUAGUGCAUCAACUUUACAGCAGUUAAGCUUCCCAGUUAGAGCAUACAAACGGCUAGAUGGUUCGACUGAAUGUUGUAACAAUCACAGCCUCACAGAUGUGUGCUUUUCCUACAGAAAUAACUUUAAUAAGCGUUUGCAUACAUGCCUACCCGCCCGGAAAGCAGUUGAAGCCACACAAGUUUGUAGAACCAAUAAAGAUUGUAAAAAAAGUUCAAGUUCCAGUUUCUGUAUAAUACCUUCUUUGGAAACUCAUACUCGCUUAAUAAAAGUGAAACAUCCUCCUCAAAUUGAUAUGUUGUAUGUAGGCCAUCCACUGCAUCUUCAUUACACAGUGAGCAUCACCAGUUUUAUCCCACGCUUCAACUUUCUAAGCAUAGAUCUGCCUGUGGUUGUGGAGACAUUUGUCAAGUACCUGAUUUCCCUCUCAGGAGCUCUGGCUAUUGUUAAUGCAGUGCCCUGCUUUGCUUUGGAUGGUCAGUGGAUUUUAAACUCUUUCCUAGAUGCCACCCUUACCUCAGUGAUUGGAGACAAUGAUGUCAAAGAUCUGAUAGGAUUUUUCAUCUUGCUUGGUGGCAGUGUACUUUUGGCUGCCAACGUGACCCUGGGACUCUGGAUGGUUACGGCACGGUAAUAUUUGCAUUCAUCUGGCAGAAUGAUCCUUGGUAUGAAAUAUAAAGUGUUUCCUUAAAAUUACAUUUUAACUAACAACUUUAAGCUCCUCAUGUAUCAGAAUAUCCAAACUCUGGGAUGGAGGAUAAACAGAAGAAAUGAAAGGCAUAGUCUCUGACUACAUUCUGAUUUUAAAGAUUGAACUUAACAAAUUUCAGAUGCUUGUGGAACAAUUUCUAAACAAGUGAAAAUUCAUGUUAAACCAUUUUGUGCAACUCCAGAUCAUGUUGCAGUAGUGUAAAGGAGAACAGAAUUAGGUGGAAUUAAUUGGGGCAAACUUUUUGAAAAAACAUCAUGAAUCCAGAUUUGAAGAAGACCAGAAUCUGGCCAAGUGGAAGGGAGAUGCUGCUGGACCACAUGCCACCAGUCCCACUCCUGAAGCAGAAUGUUCAAGGAGUGUGUCCGAAAAGCAGAAGCUGGCUGCUCCAAGGAAGAAAGGCUAUGCUUCAACCAGCCUCGCUCUACUUGAAGAAAGGGCUCUCCCAGAAGAGAGGCAACCUGAAGGAUUCACCCAAGUGUUUCUGAGCCAGGACCUCUAGCACACUUUGGACAGUGGUGGCAUAAAAUAAUUGGAGGCAACCUGAAAAGCUAUUGGAGCUGUGGAGACCAUAUUGCAGCCAUUAAGCAGUAGAGAAAAGCAAACAUGCUGAGAACGGCAACAUAUGGGAAUGGAAAGAGCCUGGGUCACUGACAGCACUGUUUAGCUCAGGAUGACCAUCUACCUCUAAGCUUGUUAGUACAGCUAGAGGGUCUUGAAGGGCAGAGGAAAUUCUUUCUCCCCAACGGUUGGCACAUUUCGCAGUAUACUUUCUACUCGCUGGACACCUCUUGACCUGACAUUGCUGCAGUUGAGAGAUCCUUGGGACAAUGACAUUCAGCUGGCAGCAGGUGAAAUUUCUUACCAGGUGAAAUUCCAGCCUCCUGGAAUGUCUGUGUGUGGAGGCAAAUGGAGCCAGAGUGGCCCAACUUUGAGAACACAGCUGCAUCACUGUCUCCUGAAAUGGGUUUAACUGAACUGACUUAUUGCAAGGACUGGUCCACCAAGACAGAAUGAUCUACCUGCUCAACUUUUAUACGUGAAGCUUAAGGGAAGUGUCAGAGGAGGGAACUACAGGGGCCAAGGGCAGUACGCUCCAAGAUGGCCCACUCUGGCAUGAACAUUAUUUCGAGUCAAAAGCAAUCAAAACCCAGCAGGUUACAGAGCCCCUGUGAGCGUGAGCUCAUCACAUGGCUGCCCACCAAGAUACUACAUUUCUCAGUCUCCCUUGAAGGUAUCCACAAUUACUGAAGCUGAGAUCAAGGAACUGACACAGGGCAUUGGCCGAAAUCUUCCACCCAGAAGCCCAACUCCUCCCAGGAUGAGGCAGAUUCUCAGAGCCUGACAGAGGGAGGUCAUGGGACUGGUUGUGUCAAGGGGAAGAAGCUGAAAAUGGAGCCAAAGAAGAUUUUAAAGUCAGAGCUGUGUCAACAUGCAUAAAUUCACUUGCUUUGAAGAAGCUGCAAUGGGAUUCAGGAACCGGUAGUUACUGUUGCCGAGCAGUGUGACUCCGAGUUUAUAAAAGCUCUGCUGCAGACGUCCAAGUUGGCCUGACUACGAAGAAGCAGGUGGACUCAUGUGAAGGAACACACCUGGAGCCGAACAAGCGGUUCUCCUCUCCUGGCAGCGACGGACAGCGUGCAUCACGGGGAGCCGCGUCGGACAGGACCCCGGUGGGAGGGGCUUUAGGGGAGUGUUUAAGGAAGCCAGGUGAUCUCUGGAUUGGAUGCUGGCUGGAAGUGAGGGAUUUCCACGGUAGGGGGUCUUCAUGCAUCUUCCCGAGAAGCAGGGAAGACCAGAGAAAGGCUGUGAUGGGUAAAGGAGCAGCAGUCACUCCUAUUGGCCGGGAUUCGGGGAUGUGUGGAGACUGUUGUGGUUUGGACAAGGUUCACUUGUUCUCCGUGUUCGGACAGGAUUACAGAGUGGUCUUGUUUUUGUCUUGUCCCAUCCUGGUCACAGAGUGGCCUUGUCUGAUGUUGGUGUUCUGAGGAAUUAUUUAUGUUCAUCGGAAGAUGGCCCGGGCCAGUUCCCAUAUGGCAGGGGCUGCUUUUCUGUGUCAGACUUCACUUUCAGCCAAGAGCAGACAAGGAUAUGUUGCUGAAUUAUCUGGUGUGACAAAAGCUGCACAGGAUACACUGGUCAAUUGUAACACAAACAAUUCCCACAAACAAAAUGAUUAUUCAUCCUGUAACAGGAUUUAUCCUGGCCUCCAAGCCAGGGGCCUAGCUUAUAAAACCCAGACAAUGAGAACACAUUCCAGAAUCCAAAUAGGUACUUACAGCCCAGUUGGAGACGUUUAAAGAGGCCUCAAGACCUUGGUUCCUGUUCAUGACCUACCUUUAAUAAUCUUGCCAGGAUUCUGUCAUUGGUAGGUAAUACACUACAUUGUGAGCAUCUUUACAAUAACUCCUAAAAUUACCUCAACAAGACGGCUCCAUUUCAAGGCCCAUUUAUCUCUGAUGUUGUGCUAACGUCGCGAAGCAUUGUUGUUAAACUCCAUGUUUGUUACAGCUAUCCGAUGAGCUAGUGGCAAAGCAACUCAAGGAAUUUCAUUUCUAUUUCACACCUUGCACAAGCAAGGUGAGGCACUUACACUGGCUACUGCUGCCUGCACCACAGGACACAAGCUGCUGAGCAGGACUGGCUACAUAAUUUGCAGGCUCAGUGCAAAAGGAAAACACGGGGCCCCUUGUUCAAAAUUACUAAGAAUUUCAAGAAAGUGAGAGCAGAGAAACCAAGUGCAGGGCCCUUCUGAGCGUGAGGCCCUGUGCCAACGCAUAGGUUACAUGCCCUAGAGGCCCAUCCUGCCACUGACUGGCAAGCGGCCCACUUGAGACCUUUGGAGUCCUACUGUUCCUGCAGUGUGACAAGGGACAACUGUAUCCCCCUGACCUGACUCCAGAGGAGUGGCAAGAACUGGAGAAUAUCCCAGGAUGAAAGCAGGAGCUGCAGACUAAGCUGUAGAGACUGAAGGCAAUUCCUGUGGAGCUUCCGGACGCCCAGAGACUCACAGAAGACUGAUGGGAUGAUGGAGUCAUUUGCCUAGUAAUACUGUCAGUGGAAUAAAGGAGGGCUUCAGUGCGCAGAAAUUGAUGUUCUCUCCUUUGCCACAUCGUGUUGAACACCAGCCAUAAGCCCCAACUCAAAGACAAGCCCACAACGGAAAGGUUCACUGCCUCCAACAGAGGCAUCCGAAAUGGUGGAGCAACUCUGAAAUCUGUAAUUAAAUCAACAUUAACAGCCUUAUCCUCCGA